AUGAUGAUUUACAUGGCCUUUGCUUCCCUCCAGAUCUUGCUGGUGCAGUCCAUCCCGGAAGGAGGCCCGAUGGGCAUGCUCAAUGGUGUUGCCCAAAUGCUGUCAUCGGGCACGCGGUCCAUCGCACCUACCUUCGCUUCUUCGCUCUUUUCCGUGUCGUUGCAACGUCAGCUUCUUGGCGGAAAUCUCGUCUAUCUCGUUCUCAUCAGUUUAGUCCUCGCCGGCAUUCAAGCUGCCAAAUUCCUUUCAAACCCGCCAGAGAAGAAGGAAAACAGGAGGUCGCAGCAGUCGACCGUUGAUGCUGACGGCCCUCUCUGGUUGACGGCCCUAUACACCUUCCGCACCCUUCCUUGGCUCAAUCACGCAAGCUCUUAUACCCCAUUCUCAUUGCGCACACCAAGCCUACUCCCACCUUUCCUGCCGGAGGAGGAUUACCCCCAGACAGUCGACCACGAAGAGCUCAAAGAUUACGCUCGCAAGCUGUUACAGUUCUCGAGAUACCAGGGUGAUAUAUCUGAAGAUCAUGUCGACGUCACCAACAGUCCGUACAACGAGCUCGACAUUGGUUUGCCUGGCAAUUGGAACGAAGACGACUUCAGCGCUACAUUCUUCUCCGGUGGAGACCUGGAGGGGGAGGAGUACGACGACCCAAGCGGCAUGGAGGACUACCGCGAACCGGACACGCCUUGCUCCCGCGGGAGCGUGAAUAUCUAUUCCUUGCGAAUUACUUACUACUCAGUCAAGUCACGGACGCUGCAAGUCACGACACGUGCCAAGUAUGUGCUGUCACGUCUCUGUCGGGCGUCGAGUCUCGACGUCGUCCACACCUCCCUUCUUCUUUGUGCUGCGAGUAACGACGAAGUUGAUAGACCUGCUCCACUCAAGGCCCAACCGGCAUCCGCGACUUUGUUGAGAGUUCCAACACCCUCGAAGGAGCGAAACGAUAAGGACGUCACACUGAGUUCUAGGAAGAUGGCGAGAGGACACCACCACCAUCACCACCAUGCCGCCUCGCCCGCAGCAUCGGCGCUGCCCAAAGUCGAGUUCGAGAUCGCCAAGGACGACGUGAUGAAGCUCCCCGCGGGCGUGCACGAGGCGGCGCCGAGGGCGUAUGGAUAUAACGACUUCUCCGAAUUUCGACGGCCGGACCACUACAUCCGGCACAUCGAGCCUCUCGAGAGCGACCUCGCAAAGCUCGUCGAGUAUGAUAUGGAUGAGCAAGACCAGGAAUGGCUCGAAGCUGUCAACGCGGACCGUAAGAAGGACCAAAUGGACAAGGUCUCGCUGGAGGUGUUCGAGAUUAUGAUGGACCGGUUGGAGAAGGAGUGGUUUGACUUGACGAAGAACAUACCGAAGCAGGACUUUGCGAUGCCCUCGGAGGACUCGACGUGUGCGGUCUGUGACGACUCGGAGGGCGAGAACAGUAACGCCAUCGUGUUCUGCGACGGGUGCAACCUGGCAGUGCACCAAGAAUGCUACGGCGUACCCUACAUCCCCGAGGGCCAGUGGCUCUGCCGCAAGUGUACCGUCUCACCUGAGAACCCCGUCUCGUGCAUGCUCUGCCCGAACGAGGGCGGCGCGUUCAAGCAGACCACGCACGGGGACUGGGUGCACCUCCUCUGCGCGAUCUGGAUCCCUGAGACGCGCGUCGCGAACGAUGUGUUCAUGGAGCCGAUUACGGGUGCGGAUAGGAUCUCGAAGCAGCGGUGGAAGCUGAGAUGCAGUGUGUGUGAGGUCAGGGCGGGGGCGUGCAUACAGUGUACGAAGCCGUCGUGCUUUGUGGCGUUCCAUGCGACGUGUGCGAGGAAGGAGAAGCUGCUGAUGCCGAUGAAGAGUGCGCAGGGUGCGGAACCGGCCUCGCUGAUGUGUUUCUGUGACCGUCAUCUUCCUCAAGAACAACAAGACGCCCGCCAGGCCGCGCUAGAAGCCGAAGAGGAGCAAGAAGCCAAUCUACCCCCCGCCGCACAGUCCAAGUCCGCCCGGGCAUACGCGAAGACGUACAAGCCCGGCCCGCCACUCGUGCCCGCCCUCAUCGUGGACAGGAUCAUGGAGCACACAUAUAGGAUCCGCCUGCGCAAGAAGCUCGAGUUCGUACAGCAGCUCUGCCGGUACUGGGGCUUGAAGAGGGAGGCGAGGCGCGGGGCGCCGCUGUUGAAGCGGCUGCAUUUGGAGCCGUGGACGGCGAGCUCGGCGGCGAAGGUGUUGAGUCGGGAGGAGAGGCUAAUGAGGUUGGAUCAAUUGCAACGGCUGCGACAGGACCUCGUCUGUGUGCGAGAGAUGACAGAGCUGUCCAAGAGACGAGAGUCGAGAAAGAUGAGGCAGGUCGAGAUCGUCUGUGAGGUCCUCAUGGAGGCCUUCUUCCCGCAUGUUGGAGCGAUGCGGAUAGUGUUCGACAAGAUCGUCGCCAUGGACAAGUCAGAUCAUUUCAAAAUGCCCGUCUCGAAACGGGAUGUGCCAGAUUACUUCGACGUCAUCAAGAAACCGAUGUGUUGGGACAUCAUCGACGCCAUGUUGGAGCAGAAUCGGUAUUGGGAUCUGCAGAACUUCUUGGACGACGUCAAUCUGGUAUUGGACAACGCUCUGCUGUAUAACAAAUCUGGCUCGCCCUUCUACAGGCUCGCGACGAGGAUACACAAAGAUUCCAGGCCACUUUUGGCGAGUCUCGAAAAAUGGCGUGUCGCUCAUCCUCCUGUGCCAUCAGCCUCGAAAUCCAUGCCAAAUGGACAGCACCACACGCCUACAGGGCCUGAAAACGAGGGGGAGAACGCCGAAGCAGAGCAGGCAAAAUUUGAAGACGGAGAAAUUGACCCACCACAACCGCUGGUGGGCGACCUCGAGCCUCCGAUGGCCAUUCUCGAGCUUCUGCUGUCCCCUGCAGGGAUUGCGGCCGACCUUAAUAUUGAGCUCGAGGGUGCACCGAUCGAGUCGCUGUUCAACUAUGAGCUGGCACGCGUCAAGCCACCGCCGCCCGACUCUCCGACCGUCAUGCCCGUACCGUCUCCAGAGAAGAUGGAGCAGAAGGAGCAGGCGGCGAAGAAUAAGGCGAGUAGGACAAAGAAGCCGAAGAAGGAGCGAGACCGGAAGGCAGAGGCGAGAGCCAGGGCGGAAGCGGCUGCUGCUGCUACCGUAGAAGCUGCAAAAGCUCAGCAAGACAAGGGCGAAAAGGCUGUUGAGGCUGAUGACGAGGGUGAAGACGAGGAGCAGGAAGGCAGAGGCAACGAGAUGGAAAGGCCGAGAGAGGAUAGGAGUAGGGACAGAGGACGAGACCGCGAGCUGCAGGCUGCGUUGGAUGCCUCUGCUGGGUUCCGAGCUCCUCGGACUAGGAGUGCCUUGGCCGCAGCUGCCGCCUUCGAGGCGGAAGCGACUCGCGGGUCCUCUCCAGUCGCCAGCCCCUCCGUAAUCGCUCUUCCACGUCCAGCUCUGCCUCUUACCGUUCAGGACGCCGUUGCUUCCUCGACGUCAACCCCAGCCAACUCAGAAUCGCCGGGCUCGAAACCGGUCAGCAAGUCGAAGAAACGGCCGUCCAUCGUCACGAUGGGCCAGCCAGGCUCGCCUCGGGUGGUCAGCGAUGUGGAUAACCGAGAUUCAUUCAGUUUGUUCAACGCUGGAUGGAUUCUGCCUCCGGACCAGAAGAGAGGAGGAAGGACGUCUGCUGCUGAUAGGGAUCGGCAGCAGCAGCAGCAGGUGCUGUCUCCGCCCAGGAAGAAGCAGAAAAUUGACCGCCCUGCUUCGAGGUUGUCGGUUGUUAGUACGGCUGCAUCGGACAACCAGACGCUGAGAAGGACGCCUCCGUUCUCUUCUGAUCCGCCUGAGAUGAAGCACCAUCCAGAGGACACGAUGGAUGUGCCCAUGGACGUCGACGCACCAGAGGACUACCAUGGCGAAGCUUCUGCAGGAAGGCAAUACUCUUCGGAUGAGUUCGAGGUCGAUGAGGUCAAUGGCCCACACCAUGUUGUCACUCUGCCCAACGGGGACAUCAUCAUCGAAAAGCUGGAUACCCCUGCCAUUCGGAGGGAAAAGAGUAUGCGGAAGAAGGUCGAGAAACAGCAGAAGCAGGCUGUGCUUACUGCUGUUGUCGAUCCUGGCACUGGUGUUCCAGACGAGUUUCUUCUGGCCAGCAACGUCCCACAAAGCAAAGGCAAGGAAAGACAGCUCGAGCACGAGGAAGACUUGUCAGCUGCACUAUUACCAUCGGCCGACGACACAGAAGAAGACAAAAAUGCCGGGGCGGGCCACGACGGCGAUGAAUCAGAGUUGAGUGAAUUGAGUGACGAGACUGAGGACGAGGACGCUAUUGGAGACGAGGAAGUCAAGGAAGUCAAGGAAGAGAAGAAGAAACCACCGCCUAAGAAGAUCCCGGCACCGAGAGCCCCGAGACCUAAAAGAACGAAGAAACCACCAAGGGUGGAGCAGUUCGAGGAUGGUACGAUAGUCUGGGCAAAAUCGGAAUCCUUUCCUUGGUGGCCAGCGGUUGUCUAUGCCAACGAGAACGAUGCCGUCCCACAGAAUAUUCUUGAAGCCCAUAGAAUCAAACGUCAGAAACGCAAAAUUAAAUUGUUCAUCGUACAAUUCUACGACAAACAAAAGUCCUGGCAAAGCGUUGCGCGAGAUAAGCUUCAAUUGCUUGGCGAAGACUCCAAACUGGACCAGCAGAUGCUCUCAUCUACAUCCACUUUGCAGAAAUGGAAAACCCCUGCGUCCAAGAAGGAAUGCCGUGAAGCGUACAGACAAGCAUUCGCAGACAUGGAUCACGGCAGCCGUACCGAAGGAACCUUCAAGCUUGCAGACGACAGCGAUGACCACUGA
Cyclocybe aegerita is the source of this 4806-nucleotide messenger RNA. The record is from the annotation of a GenBank genome assembly. NCBI's taxonomy places the organism in Eukaryota, Fungi, Basidiomycota, Agaricomycetes, Agaricales, Hemipholiotaceae.